AUGAGAGCCGGAUUUCCCCUCAGGCCCUUCUCCGCACUGUCCGGGGUUCGCGCCCACGCCCGCCCCACACCAGCGAAACUGCUGCAGACAUGCCAGAGAGGAAGAUGGAACAGCAGCAAUGCCUCUGGUGCUUCAGAGAGCAAGGGGCAAUUCUGGACGACCAGCCGUGCUCUGGCUCUAGCUGCAGUCGUCGGUUCAGGCGCUUUCGCCGCCGCGUACCAGCGAGGACCAUCGCCGGCAACGGUAGCAGCGGCAAUUGCCGAAUUGCGAGCCGAUUUGGGCGAAGAUGCCAUCAGCACGGACGACGACGAUCUUCACGAGCACGGCUACUCCGAGUGGUCCACGGUGAAUGCAGACAGGCUUCCUGUAGCGAUUGCAUACCCCAAGACUACAGAAGAGGUCUCCAAAAUUGCCCAAGUUUGUUACAAGUACCGGAUGCCCAUGGUUCCGUACGCUGCAGGUUCCAGUUUGGAAGCCAACUUCUCCGCUCCCUUCGGUGGCAUGACCAUCGACUUCGCCUUUAUGGACAGAGUCCUGGAAUUACACAAAGAUGAUAUGGAUGUCGUGGUUCAGCCAUCGAUUCAAUGGAUGCAGCUGAACAAUGAAAUUGCGAGCUCCGGUCUCUUCUUCCCCGUUGAUCCUGGCCCGUCGGCAAAGAUUGGCGGUAUGGUCGGUACCAACUGCAGUGGUACCAAUGCCGUUCGGUACGGUACCAUGAAGGAUUGGGUUAUCAAUUUGACUGUAGUACUGGCGGAUGGUCGGGUUAUUAAAACGAGAAGACGACCGCGCAAGACCUCUGCCGGCUACAACUUGACCGGCAUGUUUGUCGGCUCGGAAGGUACCUUGGGCAUCGUGACUGAAGUUACCCUCAAGCUCGCCCCGAUCCCUGAUUUGAUGCGUGUGGGCGUUGCAACUUUCCCUACAGUGCGAGAUGCUGCUGCCGCGGCCAUGCAGGUGAUACACAGGUCUGUCCCCGUUCAGGCAGUGGAGAUCAUGGACGAGAUUCAAAUGAAUGUCAUCAAUCGUGCCGGUGGGACUGGCCGGACAUGGAAAGAAGAACCAACCCUAUUUUUCAAGUUCUCUGGUACAACUGCCCAGGUUGCGGACAGCAUUCAAGUCACCAAGAAUAUCGCGCAAAGCAACAAGUCGACGUCAUUUGAAUUCGCCAAGGACGAGCACGAAGCUCAUUCACUCUGGUCGGCACGCAAGCAGUCUCUCUGGGCCUUCCUUGCGUUGCGCGAAGGUGAAGGCGACGUCUGGUCAACUGAUGUUUCCGUCCCUCUGUCUCGACUUCCGGAUUUGAUAGAAAUAUCCAAGAAGGAACUCCGAGAACUCGGCACUGUGGCUAGUAUUAUCGGACACAUUGGCGACGGAAACUUCCACAGCAGUAUCUUAUAUAAUCGCAAAAAUCGCGAGGAGACGGAGCGUGUAGAGAAAGUUGUUCACGAUAUGGUGGAUCGGGCCAUAGAAAUGGAGGGUUCUUGCACGGGUGAACACGGCGUCGGUCUGGGAAAGAAGGAGUUCCUUGUGAAAGAGCUAGGGCCCGACACAAUCGACAUCAUGCGAAGCGUCAAGCGCGCUCUCGAUCCGCACUGGUUGAUGAAUCCCGGCAAGAUAUUCGAUUAUUCCGAGGACAUUCAUGUCACCAACGCGGCCGAUUUCGAGUCGGCGCGUCAAUUUGGCGCAAAGAAGCACAAGUAG
Messenger RNA from Talaromyces atroroseus, 1701 nucleotides. RefSeq lists its product as hypothetical. Gene Ontology annotation, biological process: lactate catabolic process. The transcript is spliced from 4 exons. The record is from RefSeq and is a predicted model, not a curated record. Gene Ontology annotation, molecular function: FAD binding; D-lactate dehydrogenase (cytochrome) activity; D-lactate dehydrogenase (NAD+) activity. The coding region runs from base 1 to 1701 and encodes 566 amino acids. NCBI's taxonomy places the organism in Eukaryota, Fungi, Ascomycota, Eurotiomycetes, Eurotiales, Trichocomaceae. Gene Ontology annotation, cellular component: mitochondrion.